CUGAAUCUGCUUCUGAUUCCGGCUGUGCCGACCAGGCCCCCUCCCCUCUUCUCCCUCCUCCCGGCCGGGCAGCCCCGCCCCCGGCUGGGCCCAGGCCUGCGCCUGCUGCGCCCCCCACCCCCUCUUGGCACAGCUCGUCCGCCCUCACUGCAGCCGGGAGGAGGCGGCGGCCCCGGGCGCCCCAGGCCCCGCCCGCCCACGGCCCUUCCCGGGAGGCCGGGAGACCUGCUCGGCCCGGCCCUCGGUGGGUGAGUGCGAGCGCAGGGCAGCGGGUGGGGCCUCCGCGGGCGGAGGCACCGGGAGCGGGGGCGCAGCCUGUCAUCGCCGCGGGCCCAGCGGGAGGACGCGCCAACAUCCCCGCUGCUGCGCUCGGCCCGGGGCGCGCCCGCCGCCGCUCCCACCUCUGCGCCCGGGCUGGGGCCGCCCGGGGGCUUUGCACGCUCGGCACUGCGAGGCCGGCGGGCAGCGUCGUGGGACCCUGGCCGGCUGGCGCGCUCGCGGCGGCUCCGGCCAUGCCCGGCUGGCCGUGGGGGCUGCUGCUGACCGUGGGCACGCUCUCGGCCGCGCUGAGCUCGGGGCCGCCGGCGUCCGCCGACCCCUGCCACGACGAGGGCGGCGCGCCCCGCGGCUGCGUGCCGGGCCUGGUGAACGCAGCCCUGGGCCGAGAGGCGCUGGCGUCCAGCACGUGCGGGCGUCCGGCCACUCGGGCCUGCGACGCCUCGGACCCGCGGCGGGCGCACCCCGCGGCGCUCCUGACCUCGCCAGCGGGCUCGGCAAGCCCCCUGUGCUGGCGCUCGGACGCGCUGACGCAGGCCCCCUUCAACGUGACCCUCACCGUGCCCCUGGGCAAGGCUUUCGAGCUGGUGUUCGUGAGCUUGCGCUUCUGUUCGGCUCCGCCAGCCUCCCUGGCCCUUCUCAAGUCGCAGGACCACGGCCGCAGCUGGGCCCCCCUGGGCUUCUUCUCUUCCCACUGUGGCCUGGACUACGGCCGGCCGCCUGCCGCCGCCCGCGGCCCUGCUGGCCCUGGGCCUGAAGCCCUGUGCUUCCCUGCACCCCAGGUGCAGCCCGAUGGGGGUGGCCUCCUGGCCUUCAGCGUGCAGGACGGCAGCCCGGCAGGCCUGGACCUGGACAGCAGUCCCGUGCUGCAGGACUGGGUGACGGCUACCGACAUCCGAGUGGUGCUCACAAGGCCUGCCAGGCCCGGGGACGCCGGGGACGUGGAGAGCACGGCGCCCUACUCCUACUCGGCCACCGAGCUGCAAGUGGGCGGCCGCUGCAAGUGCAACGGGCACGCCUCGCGCUGCCUGCUGGACGCCCAGGGCCGCCUGACCUGUGACUGCCGGCACGGCACCGAGGGGCCCGACUGCGGCCGCUGCAAGCCCUUCUACUGCGACAGGCCGUGGCAGCGGGCCACAGCCCGGGAGGCCCACGCCUGCCUCGCUUGUUCCUGCAACGGUCACGCCCGCCGCUGCCGCUUCAACAUGGAGCUGUACCGGCUCUCGGGCCGCCGCAGCGGGGGCGUCUGCCUGAACUGCCGGCACAACACCGCCGGCCGCCACUGCCACUACUGCCGGGAGGGCUUCUACCGCGACCCGGGCCGGGCCCUGAGCGACCGGCGCGCCUGCAGAGCCUGUGACUGUCACCCAGUCGGUGCCGCUGGCAAAACCUGCAACCAGACCACAGGCCAGUGUCCCUGCAAGGACGGCGUCGCGGGCCUCACCUGCAACCGCUGUGCCCCCGGCUUCCAGCAGAGCCGCUCUCCGGUGGCACCCUGCGUCAAGACUCCUGUCCCCGGCCCCACCCAAGAGAGCCGCCCCGUGGAGCCACAGGACUGCGACUCGCACUGCAGGCCUGCCCGCGGCAGCUACCGCAUCAGCCUGCGCAAGUUCUGCCGCAAGGACUACGCGGUGCAGGUGGCGGUGAGCGCGCGCGGGGAGGCGCGCGGCGCGUGGACGCGCUUCCCAGUGGCCGUGCUCGCCGUGUUCCGGAGCGGCGAGGAGCGAGCGCGGCGCGGGAGCAGCGCGCUGUGGGUGCCGGCCCAGGACGCGGCCUGCGGCUGCCCGCACCUGCUACCGGGCCGUCGCUAUCUGCUGCUGGGGGGCGGGCCGGGGGUCUCGGCCGGAGCCGGGGGGGGCCGGGGGCCCGGGCUCAGCGCCGCCCGCGGAAGCCUCGUGCUACCCUGGAGGGACGCGUGGACGCGGCGCCUGCGGAGGCUGCAACGGCGCGAGCGGCGGGGGCGCUGCCGGGCGGCCUGAGCCCGCGGGCCGCGCUGGCCUGGGCGGGGCCCCGCUGCGCGCCGGGGCGCCCGUUCCGCCCCCGCUGUCGCGGGUCCCCGAGUCCCCACUCGUCACCGCCGGCGCUUCCCUGGGCCCCUAGGGAUGU
Oryctolagus cuniculus (rabbit) is the source of this 2382-nucleotide messenger RNA. It is a transcript of the gene NTN3, whose product is annotated as netrin 3. Gene Ontology annotation, cellular component: basement membrane. Gene Ontology annotation, molecular function: protein binding. Gene Ontology annotation, biological process: animal organ morphogenesis; tissue development; dendrite development. Lineage: Eukaryota; Metazoa; Chordata; Mammalia; Lagomorpha; Leporidae. The record is from RefSeq and is a predicted model, not a curated record.